GAGCCGAGCCGCCAGCCAGAGUAUCUGUAUCUGUGGCGCGUCAUUGUUGUGCUGCUACUGCCGCUACUGCCGCUGCUGCUGCCUCUGCCGAUUGAGCUCCAUUGCCAUAGCUUCUAUAGCCUCGAUAGCGUGUAUAGCGUGUAUAGCUUCUGUGCCGUUCCCGUCGCCUAGUGGGCAGCUCAGUUACAAGACCAUUAUUUGACGUAUUUUUUGCGCGCUCGGUUGGCCGUUUGGUUGGUCGCUCUCUCGCUCGCUGGAUCGUAUCGCACCACACCGAACCGCAUCGGUUAUAUCCAUUGCCAAAGGCCCCCUUUAUCGCCUCGAUGUGGAGCAGCAGUUGCGCUCCGUUCGUGGACCGGGCACGGGUAUCGCAUUCAUGAGCUGGCUCAUUGGCAAUCAUUUGGAUUCGUACGCCAGUCGAACCGGUGGCCACCUCACACAUCCAGACGGCCAGAUGCCCUCGAUCGCGCGUGCAAAGUGCUAACCCCGAUCCAAUCCGUAUAACCCUAUCGUGGCGGACUGAACCGAGUCGUAUCGAGCAACCCAAGUGCUAGUGAUCACAUCAAAAAAACAUAAAAAACGAGAAACAGCCAAGGAAUUGAAUUAGUGACUAAACCAGUGUAGUGCCCAGCAAGAUUGCUUCGUUCCGGUGGAGAAUAGUAUGCCAAUUUGUUCACAGUGGAUUCAACGAAUAAAAUGGCCGUUGGACCGACGGAGGGCAAACAGCCGCCCUCAGAGAGCUUCUCGCCCACGCACCACCAGAUUAUAGCACCCAGCCCCAUCCUGGCCGUUCCAACGCUGGCCUUCUCCGCCGCCCAGGUGGAGAUCGUGUGCAAGACGCUCGAGGACUCCGGCGACAUCGAGCGGUUGGCCCGCUUCCUCUGGAGCCUGCCGGUGGCCCUGCCCAACAUGCACGAGAUCCUCAACUGCGAGGCGGUGCUCCGUGCCCGCGCAGUGGUCGCCUACCAUGUGGGCAACUUCAGGGAACUUUAUGCAAUAAUAGAGAAUCAUAAGUUUACUAAGGCGUCCUACGGCAAACUGCAGGCCAUGUGGCUGGAGGCCCACUACAUUGAGGCCGAGAAGCUGCGCGGUCGAUCACUGGGUCCCGUGGACAAGUAUCGGGUGCGAAAGAAGUUCCCCCUGCCGCCGACGAUCUGGGACGGCGAGCAGAAGACGCACUGCUUCAAGGAGCGCACGCGGAGCCUACUGCGCGAAUGGUACCUACAGGAUCCCUACCCCAAUCCCACCAAGAAGCGGGAGCUGGCCAAGGCCACCGGCCUGAAUCCCACGCAAGUGGGCAACUGGUUCAAGAACCGACGCCAGCGGGAUCGGGCUGCUGCGGCCAAGAAUCGCAUCCAGCAUAGCCAGAACAGCUCGGGAAUGGGCUGUCGCAGCCGGCGGGCGGACGGAGCUGCCUCGCCCACGCCCUCGGACAGCUCCGACUCGGACAUCUCGCUGGGCACCCACUCGCCGGUGCCGAGCAGCCUGCAGCUGCAGCACAGUCCGGGCAGCACCUCCAACGGCGCCAACGACCGCGAGGAGAGCCUGAGCGUGGACGACGACAAGCCGCGGGAUCUGAGCGGAUCGCUGCCACUGCCCCUCUCGCUGCCCCUGCCGCUGGCCUCGCCCACCCACACGCCGCCCCAACUGCCGGCGGGCUACGGGGGCGGGGCGGGCGCAGGACCCGGUGGACCGCUGACCGGUCCGGGCUGCCUGCCACCCUUCAAGCUGGACGCGGCCACCAGUCUGUUCAGCGCCGGCUGUUACCUGCAGAGCUUCAGCAACCUGAAGGAGAUGUCGCAGCAGUUCCCCAUCCAGCCGAUUGUCCUGCGUCCGCAUCCGCAGCUGCCGCAGUCGCUGGCACUGAACGGGGCAUCCGGCGGACCGCCACUGCAUCAUCCGGCCUACGCGGCUGCCUACAGUGUGGAGUGCGUUCCAGGUGGUCAUGGACCACCGCAUCCGCCGCCGAAGCUGAGGAUCAACUCGCCGGAGAAGCUCAACUCCACGGCAGUGGCGGCGGCGGCAUCCGGCGGAGGAGGAGGUGGCACCCAACACCAUGAGCCCACCACCACCGGCUACCAUCACAGUGGCCAACUGAUGCUGCAUCGGCCCUUCUCCACGUCGCCGGAGCUGAAGCACAGUGCUCCCGAGAUCACAUGAUAUCAGCGGGUCUGAGGUGUCCACCUGUAACCCCACCCAGACUAACCCGACAACCCCAAGCCCAAAUCCCAAAUCCCAAAUCCCAAUCCUCACAAGCUCCGAAGCACUAAGGCCCAGCUAUUCAGAUUGUUUCAAUUGUACUUCUAAGUUAGCCCGUAGUUAAGCGCAUCCCAGCGGCGGAGUUCGAGCAAUAUUCGAUCCGGAACUGUUUCCUAUAUCAUGGCCCAUAAUUACCAUACCUUUACCUAUACCUAUACCUAUACCUAUACCGUUAUCCAGCAGCAGCAAAUCGCAAGCGUCGCACACUCACUCUUCAAAGAUAGCCAUUUAAGCCGGAUGGAAACUGAGAUACAGAUUUAGAGCUAAUAAUACAGAUGGCGGUCCCAGUGGCCCCAAAAACUGAAAUUGAAUUCGAGACGUUUUCAUUCUAAUUUUGUGUGUGUGUACGUAUUUGUAAAUAGAGUUUAAGUAUGCAAAUCAUAGAGCUUACGUAUACAAUUAGAUUGCAAUAAAACCGAAUGAACAGUUAAGAAUUUGAA
This is a messenger RNA of Drosophila simulans, 2699 nucleotides long. Its product is annotated as protein Optix. Gene Ontology annotation, cellular component: nucleus; transcription regulator complex. Gene Ontology annotation, biological process: regulation of transcription by RNA polymerase II. The transcript has 4 exons. Gene Ontology annotation, molecular function: DNA-binding transcription factor activity, RNA polymerase II-specific; RNA polymerase II cis-regulatory region sequence-specific DNA binding. The record is from RefSeq and is a predicted model, not a curated record. Bases 697 to 2160 code for a protein of 487 amino acids. Lineage: Eukaryota; Metazoa; Arthropoda; Insecta; Diptera; Drosophilidae.